Messenger RNA from Anneissia japonica, 5605 nucleotides. Its product is annotated as P protein-like. Gene Ontology annotation, biological process: transmembrane transport. Gene Ontology annotation, cellular component: membrane. Lineage: Eukaryota; Metazoa; Echinodermata; Crinoidea; Comatulida; Comatulidae. The record is from RefSeq and is a predicted model, not a curated record.
UGACAAUAACAAACUUGAUUCGUGAAAGAUUCGGUCUAGUGCUCCCUAUCACUGUGAUAACGAAAGUGUCAUAAGUUUCACUGAUACAUAGGGACGGGUACAGAUAAUCGGAAAGUAAGAAGGCUAGGAUUUUGGUUUGUUUGUAUGUGUCCCGGAACGGUUCCCAAUUCCCAGCAAGCUACCUUUCAAAUGAAGAAUGUUGCAGACGUGGUCUGUUAUAGUCACUUCCAAGCCUUGAGAUUGCAGUGAGUGAUUAUCAUCUUGGAGGAACUAUCACCUGCUCAGUAUGUCAGACGCUGACCACACUGAGCAUACGCCCUUACUGGAUGUGAAGAGUUCUGCUCGUAUUCGUAUCUCAUCCCUCCAUCCCACCACAGCAGACAUUCCCGAGGAUGAGGAGGCUACAUUCCCUGCAGAGCAAACCGAGGAGCUGAUUCAUAAACACAAUGAGAGAUACGGAACCGCAGGAUCGGAUAUCGAGAAGCUAGGAAUUGAUGGCAGCAAUGGAAGAGUUCCUGGUGAGGUACGAACCGUGCGGUCGUUAAGCGGUUUAACUUUAAUGGACGAAGAAAUGAAGGAAGAAAAGGAACAUCAGUAUGCAUUCCAUGUUAGCAUAUCUGACAAAACAAAACGGAAAUUGAAAUAUAUGAAAAAGACAUACCAACAAUUUGAUGGCAGGCAUAUUCUACGGCAAGUGAAGGUUGCCAUUAUUUUUUCCUUGAUGUUAACAAUGGCUGUGAUUUUUACCAUAUCUGAAGAGUUUGAGCCUAUUGGAGAAGUUGUCUCUGUCUCAAGUAGCCAAUCAAGAUAGAAGAAAUGCCAGAUGUCAUAUACUCGCCUUAUAAUGUCACAGUGUCAUUAGUGAGAUUCAAUAACCUUGAGGGAGUACAGGUUCCUUGUGAAGAAUGUCAGAACUUGACGUUAGCGCUUGCUUAUAACGAGUCAAGUGUAGAUGUCGGUUCUUUGGACACCUUUUACAACAAAUUUAAUGUACCUACAUAUGAUCUUGAGGAUGGUACGGAGUAUCGUUUCUUGGUGGAGUCUUCAACGCCGUACUUUACGGCGCUGUCUGUUAUUCACGUUGGAAUGCCUUCGUCAGCGGAUGAUGAAGUGGUGUUUGCUGCUUUAAUUUUGAUCGGUGUCUAUAUUCUAAUUGGUUUUGAGCUGGUUCAUCGUACGAUAGCCUCGUUCUUGGGGGCAAUGGCUGUUCUUACCGUCCUUGCAGCAUUCAAUGAGCGCCCUACCCUUGAUAAGAUCAUGGAGUGGGUUGAUUAUGAAACACUGGCAUUGCUCUGGGGAAUGAUGACAAUUGUUGCAAUAUUUUCGGAGACUGGAUUUUUUGAAUACUGUGCCUUGAUGUCCUACAAGAUGGCAAAAGGGCAUGUAUGGACGCUAAUCACUAUUCUGUGUAUUUUCACCGCUGUGGUCUCAGCUUUCCUUGACAACGUCACAACAAUUCUACUCGUCACGCCAGUCACAAUUAGACUUUGUGAAGUCUUAAACCUAGAUCCGAAGCAUGUGUUAAUAGCGGAGGUGUUGUUUUCAAAUAUCGGUGGAACAGCUACGGCCGUGGGAGACCCUCCAAAUGUCAUCAUCGUUUCCAACUCAGAUAUGAAAGAUGCGGGAAUAAAUUUCAGUAACUUCACUCUACAUAUGAUGGUUGGCGUUUUCUUCUGUGUCAUGACCGGCUACUUACUAAUCUGGUUUUUUUAUCGAAAAAAAGAUAUGACAUUUAAAGAGCCCCCUGAAGUUGUUGAACUUAAACACGAAAUUACAAUUUGGCGGCAGACUGCUGCAAGUAUUAAUGUAAUGUCACGAGAAGAGAGCACUGUAAAAGCUUUGCUAAUGCAGAAAGUUUACAACUUGGAGAACAUGUUGCAAAACAAAUUAUAUGAGCGAAGAACUGCUCAAGAGGGACCAGAUGAAAAUUGGCAAGAGAAGUUAUCUGAACUUGAAAAGAAGUAUCGAAUCACUGACCCUGUCCUGCUAGUGAAAUCUUCAGCUGUGUUAAUUGUUGCAAUAAUAUUUUUCUUCAUUCAUUCCAUCGAAGGGAUUUCUAUCUACUUGGACUUAGGUUGGAUCGCUGUCCUUGCUGCGUUGCUCCUACUUGUGUUAGCGGACAUGCAUGAGUUUGAGAGCAUUGUUCAUAGGAUAGAAUGGGCAACGCUUUUGUUUUUCGCUGGUCUUUUUAUUCUGAUGGAGGGGCUGACUGAACUCGGUUUAAUUGAUUUUAUUGGAGAUGAAGUGGCACUUGUAAUUAAGGAAUCUUCAGAUGAUGAGACAAUUCAACUUCUUGUCGCUAUUUUGCUAUUACUUUGGGUUUCCGCUCUUGCCUCAUCAUUCAUCGAUAAUAUUCCCUAUACGACUGCUAUGGUACCAAUUGUUCUAUCUUUGUCUGAAGAUCCUGAACUCAGCCUCCCACUAGAGCCAUUGGUGUGGUCUCUCGCAUUUGGAGCAUGUCUAGGUGGUAACGGUACGCUGAUAGGUGCCUCGGCUAACGUGGUUUGUGCUGGCAUCGCAGAACAACACGGCUACAGGUUCACAUUUGUUGAGUUUUUCAAAGUUGGCUUUCCUAUGAUGUUGGUCACCACAUUCACUGCAAUGAUAUAUCUACUUAUAUGUCAUCCGCUAUUGGGAUGGAAUGGUCCAGACUGAUCCCUGAUUGGCUGAGCUGUUGCCAGGUUUUAUAUUGGACAGCUGCCGAGUUUUGUAACAAUUCUAACGUCUCAUUGGGCAAAAGCCCCUCUUCUAAUUCUUGGACACAUGAUCAAGAUUUAACAUUUGAGCUUUUAUACAAAUAUAUGGAAUUAAUGCUUUUAGAGUGAGAUUGGUAAAUGUAGAAGAUGUUGGUGGAAUGAAAACUACAAGAUGGUAGCAAGAAAGAGUAUAAUAUGUAUUGCAAUGAUGAGAGUAGUGAUUAUUUUUAAAAAUACAGAAGUUAUGUAGCUGGUGUGAUAGUGGCGAUAACGAUAAUUAUGACAAUGAUGAAGAUGAUGAUUUUUUUUUUAUUUGUGUGUGAAUGUGUGUUGUUACAUGUGACUUGAACCAAAGACCCUCCAGUUAUUGUUGUGUGCUCAACAAUAUAGACCAUAAUUUUAUUUGCACUGGUGUUACUACAAACAGGUAGUAACUUUUUUAUUGUUUUUUUAUAAUAGAAGUAAAAUGUAAAUUUAAUAAUUAAUUCUAUACAAUAUGAAACAAAUUUUAACAUAUGUAAGUAAAUAUAUAAUUGUAAUACAAUCAUGAAUUUUUUCUUUUUAUAAUUAUUUUAUAUUUUGUAAGAAUGACAUUUCUUUAUGUGAAAAAAAGCGCAAUACUUUAACAAAUUGUAUUUAAAUUAAUUUAAAUUGAUAUUUUAACAUAAUGUAAUUUAGAAGUUUUGCCAAAAGGGAUGAUAAGUCAAGAAUUAAAAAAAAAAAUUGCAAUGCUUUAACAAAUUGAAUAUAAUUCAAUUGGUACGAUGUUUAGAAUUAUAAUUAAAGCAUGGAAUGAGUUAAAAGUUUUAGCCAAAGCAAUGAAACUUUCCGGGGUGUCAAUCAAUCUUAACAUCUUACCAAUCAGAACAGGUCAUGAAUACGCGCGCCUCUCACAGGCACACGUGUUGUCUCACAUAUUGCCAUAAAAAUUCCCCGUACACGCUAUCGCCGACUCCUUUGGCGGUGACGCUGAUUGGUCAGUUGAAUCAGGGAGCGUUCCUGAUUGCGGCCGCGUCUGGACAGCUACGCAGUUGCAGUUAAAACGCUGGAGCGACUAUGUAGCGAUUCUAUAAAAGAGACUGAUUUCCAUAAAAAUCGCUGCACGCUACCGACUCCUUUGGCGACGCAGCUUAGUCAGUUGAAUCAGAUUGAGCCUUCCCGAUUGCGUCGGGGACAGCUACGCAGUGCAAGGAUUGCAGUGAAAACAUUGUAGCGACUGUGUAGCGAUUCUUUGGAAACGUAUGUUUCUACACUUCCGUUUUGUGGGACCUUCGCAACAGUAACCAAAUGGCGAAGCUUAGCGAAAGGUCUAUUUUAAAUCAAGCUGUGAAUUAGUCACAUGACCUCAAAUAAAUAUAGUGUAUUUUUUUUUAUAGAAAUAAUGCUGCUUUUUACGUUUUGGUUUGUUCAGCUUUAAACAUCCCACGAAUGGGAUUUAAAAUCUUCUAUGCUUCGUUGCAAUAACAUUAAACAUUCAUCGUAUAGCUAGGCCUACAUGAUACGAUCAUUGUGUGAUGGUUUUACUUAUAAAUAACUCAUUCUGAUUAAGUCUCAGCUGCGGUAGGCUUACAAAAAAAAUGUUUAAUUUAAUUUUACUCCGUUUUAUUUGGCUCUGCAUUACAAGGACAAAAUAUCGGCAUUAAUUAAAUAAUGUGUACAUUGCCAAUAUUUUAACAAGAAAAUAGAUUACAUGAAUGAUUAAGGUUUUAUAUGCACAGACGAUGGAUUCGUGAAGUUCGUCCAAGAUCCUUCCGAUACUGGUGCCCGUAUCCCCACUGAGCAUCAGGAAAUUAUGGGGUGGGGGGAAACUGGUGGACGGGUAAACAUUUUAGAGGAAAAUAAAUGUCAGAUAUCUGGGCGAGAUUUUGAUUGAAGCCAGUUGAGAAUAUACUUUUGUGCAACAGUUUGAAAUUAAAGUUUAAAUAAAGAUCGUUAUUCUCGUUAGCUUAUGAUAGGAUCAUAUAAGAAUGUGUUGUUUUAUGGCAUCUACCAUUAUUGUAUAUACAAAAUAAUGUUAUUCCAUUAUCUGGAUUCCAGCGUAUUUCUAGUACUAAGUAUGAUACGCGGUAAAUAAUUUUUGUGAAUAAUUUAAAAUGUGUGAAUAUAAUACAUUGAUGAAAUUAUUGUAUAUUUAUCAUAUUAGUAAAUAUAAGUAUAUAAGUACACUACUCAGAUAGGGCAUAUAGAUACGAGUUAAAAGCAAUUAACGAUUAGUUGUUAAAUUGCUAACAUUGUAUUAUACUUAUAUAUACAUUGAAACGUAAUAAGUAUACUGUAAUAAGAAGCAAAUCAAUGCAUUGGUAAUCGAUAUGUAAGUGCCUUGGUGUCACGUGAUUGGUGCUUUGAUAUUAAAUGGUUUGUAGCAAUCUUCUUGACCACACAUUGAAAUUAUUGACGUUGGUGGCGUUUGAACUACUUUCAGAUGAUUUUAACAAAUCGAUCGGUCGACCUCCACAUUGCAAUUUUAUGCUUUUUGCUACUGGCAUAGCUGCACUCGUAACGGCGUACUAUGUAUUAUCAAUCUUGAUAUUGUCUUAAAAUUUAUUGUAACCGUCGAAAAACGGUGCAAAUGGAAUCAGUAACUUGUCAUAGGCACUUGAGUUGACUUGGAUAAUGAUCAUCAGAGGCACUAAAAUUGAAUGCCAGGCAGUUAAUUGCCAUUACAUAAUUUUUGAUAGGCAUUUUAAUGGUAACUUGGAAUAUCCCGAAUGGUGUCGGUCGUUCCAUAGGGGACGAUUUUGUAACUAUAAAACUAAAAGGAGAUGAUUUUGAUGUAUUCCAGUGUCUGUUGAGGGUAAAGUGCAUGCUGGAAUCGUUACUAUUCCAAUACAGUAAUUGAAAAUUAAUUUUGGUUUUGAAUCUUUGAAACUAGUUUAGUAGGUUUAUGAACAUGUUAACAUUUGAAUUUA